Messenger RNA from Sclerotinia trifoliorum, 2789 nucleotides. NCBI's taxonomy places the organism in Eukaryota, Fungi, Ascomycota, Leotiomycetes, Helotiales, Sclerotiniaceae. The record is from the annotation of a GenBank genome assembly.
ACCAUUUUAGUUAGGAGAUGGAUUUGUUUACUACCAACACUGCUAGCUAAACACAUAUAUAAAGGGGACAACAAACCAUUCCCACAAGUCGUUUCUUCCAUUUGAUAUUCUCCCUCUUCAUUCUACGUUUUUGGUGUGUUUAUUGCGUGUAAAUACCUUCGCUGCAUUUUGAGUAAGUGGUCAAAUUGUCAUGUCUUGGCAUUGGCGGGGCACACCUUCAUACCACAUUUCCCUGUUAUGUCAAUUAAAUUCACCGUGUUGAUCAUGUCGGCUAACAAAGCAUCUCUUUCCUUUCAUAGAAAGCUUCGACUUGUCUUCCUCAACAUACCCAUCCAUUUACUUCUUUUUACGAGUCUUCGAAUAUCCUCAAAAUCAUAAUACAAAAUGGCACAAGCUUUGAAAAGCGCUCUCCCUUCCCACCUCAAGCCAUCGACCUUAUCUCCAAAUGAUAACGGCGAAUUCGCUCGCAAGCACCAUGGCAAAACACAAUCACACAUGGUAUGUGCUGUCCUUUCCUGAAAUUUCAACUUUCACCGUCUCUUCGGUCAUGGAUUAUCUAUGGGGACCCGAUUCUUCGCCCUUCAAAAUGGCAGAAGAGAGAACCUUCUGGUGUAAACAAACCAAUGCCAACGGGCAAGACGCCAUACUUCAAAAGAGUCUUGCUCCCAUAGAAUAUAAUGGCAGGAGAUGAGUUUUGUAUCAUCUAGUGGAUGACCAAACUUACUGAAUCUUCAAAUGACUCAAAGAUGGAGUGUGUAUUUACCUGGAAUCUGCAUGCAUGUUGCAACCGGCUCAGAAGGAGCAAAAGUGCUACAUCAUCACAGUCCUGAAGUCAACAUACAAUAUGAGUCAAAGUUCGAUGUGAACCCACCGCCUGCCGAAUUACAUCCUUCCUUUUCCUUCUCUUCCAUACCCAGGGAACAAUAUUUCAAUAAACCCGCUACUAUGAAACCUCCAAGUUCAGUCGGGCUAACAGACAAUAACCAGGCUUUCGAGAACACCUCGACAUCUGUAGCUGCUAGUCAAAUGCGAAAUGCUCUUAACAGCCUGGCAGACACCGUCUCGGACCCCGAAGAGAAGAAGGUAUUUCCCGAGCACUCUUCCGCAGAUGAAUAGCAUAUAUCUAACGCUUUAUAGCUCUUCGAGACUGAGAUGGACAACUUCUUCGCUCUUUUCCGCAGAUACUUAAAUGACAAGGCAAAGGGAAACCAGCUGUGAGUAUCAGCCCCUCCGCGUCGACGGUUAUAUAUUGUCUAACGAAACAAUAGUGACUGGGACCGUAUUGCCCCACCUGCCCAGAACCAAGUCGUCGAUUACAAUGAGCUUGCAAACUCCGAGUCUGUUGGAUUCCUUAACAAAUUGGCUGUCCUCAAGCUUAAUGGUGGUCUCGGUACUUCCAUGGGUUGUGUUGGUCCCAAAUCAGUUAUUGAGGUCCGUGAUGGCAUGUCCUUCCUCGAUCUUUCCGUCCGACAAAUCGAAUACCUUAACCGCACAUACAACGUCAAUGUUCCUUUCGUGUUGAUGAACUCUUUCAACACUGAUGAUGAUACCUCAAGCAUUAUCAAGAAAUAUGAGGGACACAACAUUGACAUUCUCACAUUCAACCAAUCUCGAUACCCAAGAAUCUUGAAGGACUCGCUCCUUCCUGCACCAAAGUCUUUCGACUCACCAAUCUCUGACUGGUACCCACCAGGACACGGAGAUGUUUUCGAGUCUCUCUACAACUCUGGCAUCCUUGACACUCUCAUCAAGCGAGGUGUUGAGAUUGUUUUCCUUUCCAACGUUGACAACUUGGGUGCUGUCGUCGAUCUUCGCAUCUUGCAGCACAUGGUUGAGACCAAGGCUGAGUACAUCAUGGAGUUGACCGACAAGACCAAGGCCGAUGUUAAGGGUGGUACCAUCAUCGAUUAUGAAGGUUCUGUCCGUCUCCUCGAAAUUGCUCAAGUACCAAAAGAGCAUACCAACGAGUUCAAAUCUAUUAAGAAAUUCAAGUACUUCAACACCAACAACAUCUGGUUGAACUUGCAAGCUGUCAAGCGCAUUGUCGAAAACAACGAGCUCGAGAUGGAAAUCAUCCCAAACAACAAAUCCAUCCCAGCUGACAAGAAGGGCGAGUCUGAUGUCUCAAUCGUUCAGCUCGAAACUGCCGUCGGAGCUGCCAUCCGCCAUUUCCACAACGCCCAUGGUGUCAACGUGCCCCGUAGACGUUUCUUGCCAGUCAAGACCUGCUCUGACUUGAUGCUUGUCAAGUCGGACUUGUACUCAUUGAAGCACGGUCAACUUCAAAUUGACCCCAGCCGUUUCGGUCCAGCUCCUCUGAUCAAGCUCGGUAACGACUUCAAGAAAGUUUCUGACUUCCAGAAGCGUAUCAGCAGCAUUCCAAGAAUCCUCGAGCUUGACCACUUGACCAUCACUGGUGCUGUUAACCUUGGCAGAGGUGUUACCCUCAAGGGUACCGUUAUCAUUGUAGCAACUGAGGGACAAACUAUCGAUAUUCCUCCCGGAUCCAUCUUGGAGAAUGUUGUGGUUCAAGGAUCCUUGAGACUGUUGGAGCAUUAAGGGGUUUAUUGGUCUGCUUGCGUUGAGCGAUGGCCUUAGUGGAUCUCCUGUUUAUAUGAUCCACCAUGCCGCAUGAAUUAUUACGGUUUGAUGGUUUGGCAUGGCUUCUUAAUACGAUGAGUUAGUACCAUACAGACUAGAUGAGGAAAACUAUUUUAAAGUUUUAGCACAAUGAUUGCGAUUACCACAGUUUAAUACCAAAAUUCACAUAAAUAUUCCUUUAUUCGACC